AUGGCCUACUCCGAUCGACACCGAGCACUGGACCCGUAUGAUGUCUUCGAGUACGCGCGCCAGCCCCAAUUCUGGCUCCUCGGCGCCGCUCUCAUCGCCAACUUCAUCGCCACUACAAUCUUUAUAUCCCACACUGCCAAGGCCAAGGCCGACGAGGAAUCGCAAGGCACUCUCCCCAGCCACAACCCGAAGACCACCACCACCCCACAACCUGCGCAACCCGCCCACCAACCCGACAACGACGACGACGACGACACCACCAAAGAAGAAGCCCCCCACCCCAACCCCGACCCACCACAGCCAGCGGCCGAACAAACCCCCACCCGCCCCGCCCUCCCACGCCGCUGCACGCGCUGGCUCGCGCCGCACCUAACAACGAAAUGGCACACGGCGCUCGCCGUCGCCGUCUACCUGGCCAUCCUGGGCGCGCAGCUGCAGGAGGGGGUCUGGGUGGGAGUGACGUUUGGGAGGGUCUUGGGCGUGAUGUCUCAGCAGUGGUCGAUGUGGUUCCGCGCGGGCAGUUGGCUGGGGACGGGCGUGUAUGGGUUGUUGAUUCUGGUGUUGGCGCUGCUGGGGGCGGGGGGCGCGUAUCUUGGGGCGCUGGCGGUUGCGCUGCAGUUUAAUUGUGUUGUGGAGCUGUGUUUUUGUGCUUAG
Molecule: messenger RNA, 654 nt
Organism: Chaetomium fimeti
Lineage: Eukaryota; Fungi; Ascomycota; Sordariomycetes; Sordariales; Chaetomiaceae
Exons: 1
Coding region: 1-654 (217 amino acids)
Source: RefSeq, a predicted model, not a curated record